Myripristis murdjan (pinecone soldierfish) is the source of this 1877-nucleotide messenger RNA. It is a transcript of the gene harbi1, whose product is annotated as harbinger transposase derived 1. The transcript has 8 exons. NCBI's taxonomy places the organism in Eukaryota, Metazoa, Chordata, Actinopteri, Holocentriformes, Holocentridae. The record is from RefSeq and is a predicted model, not a curated record. Bases 102 to 1142 code for a protein of 346 amino acids.
AACCUAGCUAUCUGCGCCAACUAAAAGGAUUAUCACCCUUUCAUUUGGGAGCUUUUUCGUUGACGUACUGCAAGCACCACAUUCUAGCUAGUAUCCACAGCAUGGCAAUUCCUAUAGCCAUCCUGGACUGCGAUUUGCUGCUGCAUGGCCGGGGCCAUAAGACACUGGAUCGCUUUGAUCUGGACUCCGUAUCUGACCACUUCCUCCUUACAACAUUUGGCUUCCCCAGGGGGUUUAUCCUAUACCUUGUGGAGUUACUCAGAGAGGUCCUCUGUAGACGUACCCAGCGGUCUAGAGCCAUCAGUCCAGAGGUCCAGGUGUUGGCUGCUUUGGGCUUCUAUACUUCAGGGUCAUUCCAAACAUCAAUGGGAGAUGCUAUAGGAAUCAGCCAAGCAUCAAUGUCCCGAUGUGUGACCAACGUUACCAAAGCUUUGGUGGAGAAAGCUCCCCAGUUCAUAACAUUCACCAGAGAUCCUGCCAGCAAAGAGCAGUCUUUCCAGGAGUUUCAGAGAGUGGCAGGACUCCCAGGUGUCCUGGGGGUGCUAGACUGUGUUCAGGUCGCUAUUAAAGCUCCAAACAGUGAAGACUCCUCAUAUGUGAACAAGAGGGGCUUUCAUUCUGUUGGCUGUCAGCUGGUUUGUGAUGCCAGAGGGCUGUUACUCAGUGCCGAAACACACUGGCCUGGCGGACUCAAAGACACUGAAGUCCUGGAAAGAUCUGCAGUCUACAAACUAAUAAAGGACACUGAUGAUGGCUGGCUACUGGGUGACCGGCGCUACCCUCUCAAGAAGUGGUUGAUGACCCCAGUCUGUUACCCAGAAUCCCCUGCAGAGUUUCGAUAUAACCUUGCCCAUGCUGCUACGCAUGAGAUAGUGGAUAGGACCUUCAGAGCAAUCCAGACCAGAUUCAGAUGUUUAGAUGGCUCCAAAGGAUAUCUACAGUAUUCCCCAGAGAAAAGUUCAUCCAUCCUCCUGGCCUGCUGCGUUCUCCAUAACGCCUCCCUGCAGUCUGGGUUAGAUGCCUGGACUCUUGAGCGGACAGAUCCUCUGGAACAACCUGAGAGCCUGGAACAAAGACCUGAAGACCGAGAUACUGAGGCAGAGGAAAGACGAAAACAACUCAUACUGACACAUUUCAGUUGAAGUGCUGAGUGGACUCCAAAUGCCAGUUUGUAUAGAUAGAAGAUAUUUCUGGACUUACCCUGGCUGGUGGUGUAGAGGUCCCCCAGUGGGAGAGCAGGAGAGGAAGAGGAGGAGAGUGAGGUGGAGGAAGAGGAGGAUGAGUGAGAGAGGAAGGAGAGGGGAGAGAAGCAGGGAGAGAGGGUUCCCACCACCAGGACAAAACACAGCACCAUCAUCUGCACAGCGAGAGUGACACAUAUCAAUAAUACUAAUAUUAAUAAGAUCAAAUAAUAAUAUUAAUAGCAAUAUUCUUGUAAUACUAGCAAAGCUUGGAAUACUGCUGUUGGAACUGGAGCUCUGUAACCUCUUGGAACUUACUAGAACUGUGUCUAAUUCCAGACACCUUGUCCAAUUGCAGACAUAUACUCUCUUAACAUGAUGUUGGAUGUAUGUGUGUGAUUAUUCUAUGAGCUCUUUCACAAAAAGAUAAGUGACACAAAUUCAUACAUAUUUAAACUAAAUUUCAAAUUUAAUAAAUAUCUACAGAUAUUUAGACAUUUAAAGAAAAUCAGUCAGACACAAACAAGCAGUGUUAACUCUUUUGGUCCAUGGUGUCAUCAUGUAGACAAUCCACAGUUAAUGCUAAUGAAUCUACAGUACACUGAAAUUGACUGAGCCUUUUGUAUUGUAAAACUAUGUGCACUGUCAUCCAUUUACAACAUAUGCACAAUAAAUUAAUACAUUUUAUUCAUUUUU